Molecule: messenger RNA, 1131 nt
Organism: Penicillium verhagenii
Lineage: Eukaryota; Fungi; Ascomycota; Eurotiomycetes; Eurotiales; Aspergillaceae
Product: putative mitochondrial phosphate carrier protein
Exons: 6
Coding region: 1-1131 (376 amino acids)
Biological process (GO): mitochondrial phosphate ion transmembrane transport
Cellular component (GO): mitochondrial inner membrane
Molecular function (GO): phosphate transmembrane transporter activity
Source: RefSeq, a predicted model, not a curated record
AUGAUUCCCCCGGACUCGAUUUUCAAGCUCCUUGCAGCUCACCACCCCACUGGUGAAUUGGGUCACCAGCAUCCAUUGCACGUGAACCAGCCCGGAAAUCCCACCCCCUGCCGUGAACCCUUCCCCGCCUGGAGUGCCAUCGACGACGUGAAGAAGACCGCGGUCCAUGAAUAUGAGAUCGCUAGUCAAAAGGCGCAGAACAAGGCCGGAAAAAUCGAGCUUUGGACGCCCAAGUAUUACGCCGCCUGUACUUUUGGUGGACUUCUCGCUUGUGGUCUUACCCACACGGCUGUUACGCCCUUGGAUCUGAUCAAAUGUCGCCGCCAAGUUGAUCCUAAGCUCUAUAAGAGCAAUAUACAGGCAUAUCGCACGAUCCGAGCGGCCGAGGGUCUACGUGGUGUGAUCACCGGUUGGGGUCCUACGUUCUUUGGCUACAGUGCCCAAGGUGCUUUCAAGUAUGGUGGAUACGAGUACUUCAAGAAGUUCUACAGUGAUCUUGUCGGUCAAGAGCGUGCCAGCAAAUACAAAACCUCAAUCUACCUUGUCGCUAGUGCCUCGGCCGAGGUCAUCGCCGAUAUAGCGCUUUGCCCCUUUGAGUCCAUCAAAGUGCGCAUGCAAACCACUAUUCCACCCGAUAUCAAGGGAACCUUCAGCGGUAUCUCCGGCGUGGUGGCAAAGGAGGGAGUAGCCGGGCUGUACAAGGGUCUGUACCCACUCUGGGGUCGGCAGAUUCCGUACACUAUGAUGAAGUUUGCUUCGUUUGAGACUAUUGUGGAGAUGAUCUACCACAAUCUGCCGGGACAAAAGUCCGACUACAACAAGGGGGCCCAGACUGUCGUUGCUUUCAGUGGUGGUUACUUGGCUGGUAUUCUCUGUGCUGUGGUGUCACACCCUGCCGAUGUGAUGGUGAGCAAGUUGAAUGCUAAUCGCCAGGCUGGUGAGGCUUUCGGGGCUGCGAUGAGUCGUAUCUACGGAGACAUUGGUUUCCGAGGAUUGUGGAAUGGUCUGCCCGUCCGUAUCGUUAUGAUCGGUACUUUGACCGGUCUCCAGUGGAUGAUCUACGAUUCAUUCAAGAUCUUCAUGGGUCUUCCGACUACGGGUGGAGGCGUGGAGCAAAAGAAGACCCAGUAA